Erythranthe guttata (spotted monkey flower) is the source of this 1132-nucleotide messenger RNA. RefSeq names its product TPR repeat-containing thioredoxin TDX. Gene Ontology annotation, molecular function: Hsp70 protein binding. The record is from RefSeq and is a predicted model, not a curated record. Gene Ontology annotation, cellular component: histone deacetylase complex. NCBI's taxonomy places the organism in Eukaryota, Viridiplantae, Streptophyta, Magnoliopsida, Lamiales, Phrymaceae.
AAAAAAAAAAAAAAAAAUCUGUAUUAUUUCGUUUAUUUGAUGCGUAGCUUGAUAAAUUUAUCUAAAUUGGAAUUUUUUCGGUUAUUAUGUCGAAGGUUGAUAUGGCGGAGAAGGAAAUUUUCGAUUUGGAUGUUAAGUUUGAUAAUGCUGAAGUUGUGGAUCCCGAUUUCGAUCCUCCGGCGAAGAUGGGAAACCCCUAUAUUGAAGUGACCGAAGAAAAAAAGGAAGCUGCGCAAUUAUUAAAAUCGAAAGCGAUGGAUGCAGUUCUUGAAGGUAAGCUUAAUGAAGCUAUAGAUCGUCUAACAGAAGCGAUCGUCUUGAAUCCAAAAUCAGCAAUAUUAUUUGCAAGCAGAGCUACUGUCUUUGUUAAACUGAAAAAACCAAAUGCUGCGAAUCGAGAUGCUGAUGCUGCUUUAAAGAUCGAUCCUCAUUUAGCAAAAGCAUAUAAAGCACUCGGUAUGUCAAGGGCGUUAUUGGGAUUAUGGGAAAUAGCAGCUAGUGAUUUGCAUGAGGCGUCGAAGUUAGAUUUCGACGAGGAGACGAGUACGUUGCUUAAAAAGGUUGAAGCAAAUGCGAAGAAGAUCGAAGAGCAUUGGGAGAAACACGAACAGCUUUGCAAAGAACGAGAGAUCAGAAAAGCUGAGAUCGAACGCCAGAGGCUAGCACAGGAAGCUAAAGUUGCUAGUGAUUUAAAAGACGGGGAAGUAAUUGUUAUCAAAUCCGUCGGCGAAUUGAACGCCAAAUUAAAAGCUGCUACAGAGUUAUCUCGUCUUGCGAUCAUUUACUUCACCGCGAAAUGGUGCGGCCCUUGUCGUUACAUUUCUCCGAAAUACGAAGCAUUAGCUGCGAAAUAUCCGAAAGCGGUGUUCUUGAAAGUCGAUAUCGAGGAGGUAGAAGACUCAACUGAUUUGUUGAAUGUUCGCAGCAUCCCGUGUUUCUACCUCUCGCAAAAUGGAGUAAUAGUUGGCCAAGGUCUUAACAUUAGCUUACAUUCACUCGAGCAGCAAAUCGCCCACCAUGCUCGAUAAAUGAUUAAUUUCUCGAUAUAAAAAACUACAUACAUCGAUCUGCAGACUUAUUUGACUUUUUGCGGUUUUCUACGCAAGAUUUUUGCGUUUUUUUAAGUUUCGAA